AUGUCAUCAUCCAGACCAUCACAUCCCAACUUACCUCCCUCCCUUCAAAUCUUAUACCAGAAACAACAGGAAUACGCGGGUCUACAAGCCCUACGUGAGGCAUCGGCGGAAAUGGUAACGAGGGUGGAGAAGUUGGCGGAGAUGAGCAAUAUCAUGGCUGAUGGAGGUGAAGCUGUGGGAGGUGUAUUGAGGAAUUGGCCUCAUGUAUUUUCGAUAUUGAACUUAUUCGCUCAACAACAAUCCGAAAGGUCAGAUACAUCAAUACAAGAAGACGAACAGGAAGAACAAGAACCAUUACCUGUUUUAGUCAGACUACCUUAUGGUGGAGAGACGACUACCACCUCGACUAGUACGAGUAAUAAGAACGGGACUGAUCAACAAGAUACGACGAGAUAG
Kwoniella botswanensis is the source of this 396-nucleotide messenger RNA. RefSeq lists its product as uncharacterized. The record is from RefSeq and is a predicted model, not a curated record. Bases 1 to 396 code for a protein of 131 amino acids. Lineage: Eukaryota; Fungi; Basidiomycota; Tremellomycetes; Tremellales; Cryptococcaceae. Gene Ontology annotation, cellular component: mitotic spindle midzone; mitotic spindle pole body; mitotic spindle. Gene Ontology annotation, biological process: mitotic cell cycle; attachment of spindle microtubules to kinetochore. The transcript is spliced from 3 exons.